Molecule: messenger RNA, 1722 nt
Organism: Diversispora eburnea
Lineage: Eukaryota; Fungi; Glomeromycota; Glomeromycetes; Diversisporales; Diversisporaceae
Source: the annotation of a GenBank genome assembly
AUGUCAGAUACCAAAGACUUGCGGGUCACGGUUGCCAUCGACUUUGGGACGACAUUUUCUGGAUUUGCUUAUGCUAAUAAUAUUAAUCCAGACAUAACCGUUCAUGAUUCUUGGUUUGGAUUAAACAAUUCAAGAAAAAUAAUUCCAAAGACAAAUACUGUUAUCCAAUACGGUAGUGGUUGGAAAUUAGUAAAUUGGGGCUUUCCAGCAUUGGCACAAGAUCCUGGAUCGAGAAGAAAAAAGAAACACGUUAACACCGACUGUAAAACUGUAGAAUUGUUUAAAUUACAUUUAGCCGACAUUCCCGAUUAUCAAAAACCAGGACUACCUUAUGGAUUAGAUUACCGUAAAGCUAUUAGAGAUUUUCUGGCUGAAAUGAAACCGUUAAUUCAAGAGACACUCAAUAGGCGUUGGCCACCUGCUAUCAAGCUUUCACAAGUUCGUUUCGUAUUCUCCGUGCCCGCUGAAUGGAAACCUCAUAUAAUUGGAAUUCUACAGGAUUGUAUUUACGAUGCUGGUUACCUCGAGAAAAGGCAUUCGAAUCAUAAUUUAGAAUUUACGACGGAACCGGAGGCAGCUGCAUUAUAUUGUAUGAAAAAAUCAGGAGAAUAUAAACUGGAUGUUGGAGACACAUUUUUAAUUGUCGAUUGUGGAGGAGGUACUGUAGAUCUAACAAUGCGGACUCUUGUCGAGGGUGAUUGUAUUAGUGAGGACACUGAACGUACGGGUGACCUAUGUGGAAGCACAUAUGUUGACAAAAAUUUUAGAGCUUUUUUAGAAAAGAAACUUGGAAAAAGUGCUCUAAUGAACCUUCAGAAUAAACACUAUGAACAAUAUCAAUACAUGAUUCAUGAAUUCUUUUGCCCAUAUAUCAAAUUUUUAUUCAAUGGUGAUCAAGCAGAAUUCAAAAUCAUUGAAUUGGACAUCGAAAAGUGGUGUCCAGCACUUAUUGAUUAUGUCAGCCAAGAAAUCAAAGAAGAGAUGGAGGAAGAAGAUUGGCUUAUUGAAAUUUUAUUUCAAGAUGUUUUUGAAAUGUUUCAUCCAGUGGUAGAAAAUAUUCUUACACUGAUAAAUAACCAGCUAAAUUCUUCAAGAAAAAAAUGCUCUGCAAUGUUUAUGGUUGGUGGGUUCGCCGAAUCACCAUAUUUGAUAAAAAUGAUCGAAGAAAGAUUUUCCGGUAGAGUUCCUCUAAUUGCAGUUCCGCAAAAUCCGAUCACGGCCAUUCUCCGAGGUGCCGUAAUGUAUGGGUUAAAUAAAAAGGCUGUAAAGCAUCGAAAAUUAACUAUGAACUAUGGUGUGGAAGUAUUUCCAAAAUGGAUACAAGAUGUCGAUCCUAAAGCUCGAAAAACCGAAAAUGGCCGAAUUGCAAAGUUCAGCUGUCUUGCAAAACGAGGAAGAAUUGUCACACCCGAUGAAGUAUGUUCAGAUGUCUACUAUCCGGUUUACCCUGAUCAAACUGCUAUCUUAUUCAAAGUAUUUGCCACAUCUAAACCUAAUCAAAGAUUCUGCGAUAAAUCUGAUAAAACUGGAAUGGAAGAAGUUGGAAAAUUAAGAAUUAAACUUCCAGACAUACAUCUGGGUAUUGAUAGACCUGUUGAGUUUGGUCUGAAAUUUGGGGAAUUAUUAAUAACUGCUACUGCACGGAAUAAGACAAAUGGAGAAUCUUAUUCUGCUGAGUUUAAUUAUGUCUCAGCUUUUGAAGCUGCAACCAGCUGCAACUAA